CCGAUUGUGAUUCCGGAAAGAAUUUUGCACCCGAAUCAAUUGUGUUGUUCAGAAUUCCUUUACUUUUUCCAGCAAAAAGCCGCGCAAACGCGCACCGUGAACGCAACACCGUCGCCAUUUUGAAUAGCGAAUAGAGCGAAUUGCUACAAGAGCAAUAAGAACUAUAUUAUUCGUUUCGAAGGAAACAUUAUGGCGGACGCCUGCAGACAUUUGGGCUUUUCAAAAAUCAUUUUCUAAGUUUAAACGCGUGUUUAUAUUGAACUUUUUCGCAUAUUAUGGUGCAUUGUGUGUCCAAUUAACUGUUUAUUGUGGUUUUUGGAGAUUCCAUUGGAUAAAUUGUUCAAAUGGCAUAUUUUAGAAGUAUAUUACGUCUGAAUAUAGCCUCUGCUCAAAUAUCAGAGAAUAAUUGAGUUUAAAUUAGUACCUAGCUCUUUAAAAGAUUACAGAGGCUGUGAUAAUUGCCCUGAAGUGAGCUUCAUAUCAGUACAUUAUCACAACUGAGAAAUUUAUUUAGCUGAUAUCUGUAAGCAAUCCAAAGCUUUAUUACAAAUCUUCUUAUAAGUAACACAUUUAUCUCUCAGUGAUUAUUAUAAAAAGAAAAGCUGAACUGCAGCCUUUACCUAAUGUCGAGCGAACGGGGAUAUCUCCCGCCUCACAUUCCAAUAUGAAAACCAAACAGACCAAGGAAGAGUCAGACAAGAGUAUUGAUGAAGAUACUGUGGUGGAACCUAAAACUCGAGCUCGUAAGAAAGCUUCAGAUAUAAUUGAAGAUGAGAAAAUCAAACUCUCUCAAGAUGAGCCCAAGACAUCCAAAGACACUAAGAAACCUGUAGCCAAACCUAAAGCAAUAGUAAAGAAACGACCAUUGGGUAUCAGAAAGGCAUUAAGAAGCAAGAAGUCUGCUGUCACUAAAGAAAAAGUUAAAACUGUUAUAAGACAAACAGUAACCCGAGCAAGAAAGGCUGCAAUCAAAAGUGAACCUGGUAAUUCUCAAGAAAAAGAAGCCGUCCCAUUGAUACCUGCCUCUGAAAUAAAAAAGGAGCCACUGGAAGAGACUACACCUAAUUCAAGGUCUUCAAGCCCUAAGACAGCUGGACGAAGACAAAGACUUACUUCAGACAUGAUGAUGAUGAAGUCUGUACUUGCCGACUCCCCAAGCAGUCUGGUUCUUGGGCCACGGACCAGUCCUUAUUCAAUGCGCUCUGAAAGAAGUAAUAGUCCUCUUCUUUCAGAAGGCAAAAAUCUAAGAAGUGGUAAACCUAGAAAAGUAAAGAACAAUUUACUGAAUGAGAUAGUUAUGAAGGAACAGAAUAAGAGACGGAGACUGCUUUCAGAUUCUAAGACUACAGAUGCCACAGAUGCUACUGAGGACUGCAAAAAACUCAAAAGAGGACGAUCAUGUUCCCGUGAUGGAAGUGAGAUCUCAAAAUGUUCAGAUGUCACUGAAUCUGAUUUAAGCUUGAGUGAACCACUACUAGACUCAGAAAACAAGGAGCUCAUGAAAAAAUUAGAUAAAUCUAAGACUGAACUAGAUAUAGAUAUUGAAAAUAAUUUACCGAUCUCGACUACUGAAAAAGUGCCUUCUCUUAAUGUUGAAUCGAAUGUAACUGAAACUAAAAUGGAUCCAGAGACCAGUUGCAUUGCUAAUGAAAAACAUAAGAAAAAAUUGAGCUUAAAAAGAAGUACUUCAUUGGACUCUGACAACAAUAAUAGUAAUAGGCUUAAAUUAGUCAAUUUUAAUACAUCAGAGAUAGAAGAAAAACUAUUACUGAAGACUGAAAAUGAUACGCUUUUUGAUGCCCGAAGUAGUAUACUGACUAGUAUGUCCAAGACAUUCAAUUCAAAGGAAAUGUCCAAAAAUAUUAGAAAAGCACGAAGAGGAAGAAAAGCAGCAGCUGCUGCGAGGCCGAACCCAAACAUUACACCUAAACCUAUAACUAGCACUAUUACAAAUGACACUUCAGAUGAAAAGCAGGAGACACUGGAAACUUUGUCUAAGGAAAUUGAUGAUUUAAUUAAUGACUUGGACCAAAACAUUGACCGUGACCAUGAACUAGCUAAUUGCAGCAAUACUCCUACAAUUCAGAAUAAUACAGAAGAAUCAAAAACUAAAAAUAUUAGUAAAUUAUAUGGUCUCUCUAAACCACUAUGUGAUAAUAAUAGCAUUAUAACUCCAGAGACACCCACAAAAGAUAAAGAUGCUAUAAUAAUGUCUAAUGAAAAUACACCUUCUAAGACUGAUGACAGUGAAAAUAUCAGACUUCAUUAUGAUGAAGAUUCUAUUGAAAAAUCGACAGAAAAUAAUAAACAUUCUGAAAUAACUUACAAAUGUAAUCCAGUAGCUAGUAUAGAUAAACUAAUGGACAGAUUAAAAGAGUUUGAAGAAUUCGAUAAGAGAAGGCAAAGGCAAGAAUCUGAGAGCAAACCUACUGACUCAAAAUCUGUAAUGGUGACCAAUGAUGUGGUAUUAAUUACUAAAUCAGGAACAGAUAUCAAACCUCUAAAAGACAUAGAAUCUGUUAGAUCUCCAGAAAGACCUAUUGAAAAAGAGAAUGUAUUAAGCUGUUUUGAAAAUAAUUCAGCUAUAUCAAUAGUAAAAAGAGAUCAAGUAAGGAAGUCUACAGAUGUUGAACUUCCAAAUUCAGUGACACUGAUCAAAAGAAAUAGUUUCAGUGCUAGAAAAGAGUCUACCAGCUCUAAUCACUCAAAAGAAUCUGAUGCUAUUAGCAUUUUUGAGAAGUCUCUGGGCAAAGAUGUAACCUUAACUGAAAUAAGGAAAACCGUAGACAAGUCUAAUUCAGCCCCGCAAAUUGAUUUACACCAGUUCGCGACAUUACAUCCUAAUACACCCACUCCUAAUUUAGGAGGUGUUGUAUUAGACUCCAAUCAAAUAUCUAUAACUCCACGUGUUAUGACUGAACCGAAAAUUAGUAGUAAUGAUAUUGAAAUUUUAACAAAACGUAAGUCAAGUGAUUCGCUUUCAAGAAAGUCGUCAGAAUCAGCAAAUGAACCUGAAGAUAAGACAGUGGCUGAGAAAAUGAAAUCACCACCACACCCUAUAAAAUCACCACCACAUCCUAUUAAAUCACCAGCAAUAUCAAUAACACCAUCACCAGUUGCUGCGAAAUCAGAAGUGACACAGAUCGUCGAACCUGAAGCUUUGCCUCCACCAAUAGAAAAUAUCAAAGCUAUUCCUGAGGAAAUAUCUUUGACCACUGAAAUCUCAAAAAUUGAAAGUGCUCAAAUAGCUGAUACUGUAAAGCAAGACAAUAAUAAAACUGAGGUAGUAAAAGAAGAUGUGCUUUCUCCAAGCUUAGAAGAAGUAAGUAAAGAGAUGGUCCCUGUUACAGAUGAGUUGAUUUCUAUUGAAAGUAGCAAAGUACCAGAAAAAAUGGAAAUUGAUUCAAAUUCAGUCACUGAGGUACUAAGUGAAGAAAUCAAAGAAACAGCAGCUCCCAAAGAAGCAAACAAAAUCGCUGAAGAAAGUAAGAAAGAUCCAUUAAUAGAAAACAAAGUAAUUGAAGGUCCAGAAGAAGCUAAGACUGUUAAAUGUGUGGGGAGAGGUAGUAAGUCUGCUCGUAAUUCAAUUGAGAGCCUACCUGGACCAAGCAAUAUAUUGUUAGAAACUCCUGAGAGUCAGAAGCGUAAAGAAAAUGUACUGAGGACAUUGGGUUUGUUGACUCACAAAGCUGCAAAAGAAGCUAAAAUAGAAAAGUUGAAAGAAAAAGAGAGAUAUAAAAACAAAGCUAAGUCUGGGUCAGGACCUAGUGUGGUACAUACUGGAAGUUUGAAAGCUGUAAUAAAAUUGAACAGAGGCGCAGGAGACAGAGACAAGAAGAAAUACCGGAGCUCUUUGAAGAUGACAUUUCAGAAAAGCAAGAAUAGGUCGGGGAAACCUGCUCCCGAGGGCGGCGAGGCGAACGAAGAUGAUGCUUACUACACUAUUGAAAGACGCGAGGGUGGCGCUGGCGCAACUACCGAUGGUGGGCACAGAAAGUCACAUUACAGUAAUCGCCUUAACAACCAUGCAGAUCCAGAAGCCGUCCCAGAGCCUGCGGAGCCAAAGGAAACUGUGAAUCUGGUGAUUCCGGAGAAGGCUUCUUCAUUCAGCAUCCACCCAGGCCGCUUGUGCAUGGACCAAUGUUUCUACUGCGGCGGCAAGUUUGGCCUCUUCGAUACACCCUGCCACAUAGCACAGAUGAAGAGUGCGGAGAGACAGAAGAAGGUUUUGGACAACGAAGAAAAGUUGACGAUUGACAGCUGCCUGUGCGACGCGUGCUACAGACAUGUCGAUAGAAGAGCAAACUGUCCUUCGUACAGGAAACGUCCCCUGGGCAAACAACCGGAGCCCGGCGCUGGGAUCUUGCUGCCAUCGCCGCCGUUCAAUACUAGCAGGGAGGCUGAAAAACCUGCAUCGCCGUCAUUGGAAUCUGAGAGUGAGGAAGAAGCCCCGGCUCGGCCGGCUACAUGUCACGCGGAGAAUUGUAUAACUCCCGCUGACCACUCCAUACGACGCAAAUGGCUCAUCAAGAUGCGGACCAGUGUCAAUAGACUGGUAAAAUUGAAAUGCGACUAUCCCGGCUUACACACGAUCCCCCUCUGCGGGGAGCAUCACCGUGCGCUUGCGCCCCUUAUGUCGUGCGCCCUGUGCCGACGACGGGUCACCAAACACCAUAACAUACACCUCAUACAUGGAUACAUGGAGAUCAAUCCGCACCUACGUGAAGCGGGUAUUCCGGUACAAUUCAACGAAAGGCCGUUGCUAUGCAAAGUGUGCCGCGUCUACUGCACCAUGCUGCAGCGAUCCGGACACCAGGAACCGAAAGCCAAAGGAUAUAGACGCAAGCUACUUCAGAUGUACAACAUUGAACAGCCACCAGAAAAUGAAAACGAACCGGAAGAAUCAAUAAUGCAAGAGGAGAGCCUCUUAAACAGCAAACAGAAGAGAAAACAACGCACCAAAUCUAAACAAAGGAAAUCUACCGAUCCUGAAAAGACAGAUGCUAGUGAAUCCUCUGAGAGAACCACACCACAUGACGAGGGUUCCCCAGAAAAAAUGAAGGAAGAAAGCAAUGAAGCGAUUAGUCAAAAACCAGCACAACCCAUCGAAGAAGAUAUAGAAAGCCUCAUAUCCUCAAAUAAAAUCUUGGUACCGGGCGCUAUAAAACCCACUACCAACGAACCCAAAGAAAGCGAUGGCUCAGAAUCUGAAAUGAUGGAUUUGGACGCACCACUCAUACCAUUAGACAAACAGACUGAACUACAGUAUCUAUUACAGAAGCAAAACAACCCCGCACAGUUCCUACAGAAGAAUAUCAAUCUUACACAAAAGCAGAAGAACAUAAUGAAACUGCAGACAAUGUCUGGUAUUCACAAGCCUGGACAACAGCAUAGGAUUAGCGAUAAGAACGCUAAAAGAUUACACAAAUUAGGACAAAUGGUGACGAAUAAAGAUAAGGUUAACAGGAAAGAGGACCUCGAAGUUUUCGAUGCUGAGAAACCUAAAGACGGCUCCGUGCCCGCUCUCAAGAAUAUGUCGUUCAAUGAAGAAUGCACAAUAGAAAGUAUACCAACCAAGAAACCCGCAGAUAUUAAUACGCUUAAAAACAAGUGGCAAAUGUCAGAAAGCUUCACUCAAGUCAAGAAGAAUCUGAGCGAACUCUCCAAGAAGUUGACUGGGGAAAAGGAGCCCAAGAAAAGCAACGAAGUGAAAUACUCAAAUCCCGUGAAGAGAUUGGAGACAAAUCCUUCAAUAUCAGUCAGAGAGUUGUUCCCGGGGGAGGAAGAAAUGAAUUUGCAAUGCAACAUUGAGUUUAACAACGUGAAAGGUGUGACUCCGGAAGGCUGGGAGAAAUGUAAUACCGUGAUUCAGUACGACAAUGACACGAAACGUCUAUGGAACGAACUGCAACGACCUUAUGGGAAUCAGUCAAGUUUCCUGAGACAUCUGGUGUUGCUUGAAAAAUAUUUCCGAAGCGGUGAUUUGGUUUUAUCACAUAAUGCGACACCCCACGCGGCGAAUUACAGUGAAUCGGUACAAAGCCGAUUGCGAGCGUACGAUAAUAUACCGAACGAUACGCCGAAACGCCCAGAUCAGUCUAUAAGCAGUCUCAUCGAAUACAGGAAGAAGCCUUCGAUGAAUGGCAAGAGUUUGCUUAAAUCUAAUCAGACUUCCGAAAGCGAUAAAGAUCCGAAGAAGUUCAUGCCUCCCCCUGGUAUCUUACCGAAGCCUAAGACUCCUAAGACUGGUGAAAAAUCUAAAUCAAAACCUUUGCCUCCUGAGCUUAUAGCGAUCAAUACUCCAAAUGCACAAGGUCGUAAAGCGAUCCAGAAUGUUUUGCAUAAUAUUCAACAGUUGGUUAAAGGUGUUUGUGCGUCUGAUCCUACUGAAGUGGCCGCUGCCCCGGUGCCUAAGUUCGAUUCCCCGAAGAUGGAACCACCUAAAGAAAAGAAAGAAACGCCAAAGUCAGAAACGCCUAAGAAGCAAAAGGCGACCAGUAAACCGUGGCGUCCUACACUGAUGCCUAUAACUGCGGAGAACCUAGCAAAGAUUGCCAGAGAGCCAACCCAAGUAGCCGUCGACGGACGAACACUGCCCAGUCUCGUUCAAGUGAUGUCUUCCGGCAAACGAUACCACAUAACCUUACAAGACUACAACAAAAUGUGCGUCAUGCGAAGAGAGAAACUUCAACAACUCCAAGACGGCGAAGCGAAAACCAAACGGCCUUCUACAGAAGACACCACCGUCGUCACCGAAAUACAGCCUUCCACUAUGCUCGGAAAUGGCGGCACCGUAUUACAAAACAUACCCGCCGAAGACAAAGACAAAAUACGAGACAUGCCCGAAUUGGGACAAAUCGGAACAAACGCCGCGAACAUACUCAAAAACGUCGGCCUCAAGAACAUCACAAUAGCUCCGAUACCGCCGAAGACUGCCACUGUGACGUCACAGACUAUCACUACCCCGGCUGUGACAUCACCGUCUCUUCUCGUCACCGCACCCUUGAAAAUACCACAAUUAGGCCCAGCGGUUUCUAUAACCAGCGAGACAGUACUUAACCAGAAUAUACCAAUAGUUGCACCGGGACAUGUGAUCAUGCCGAAGAUCCCCAAAUCUCUGACUGUGAUCCCGCAGACGGUUAUGACGAGCAUUCCCCAGAAUAUAGUAGUGACGACAAAUAGUGCGGUUCCUUCUCAAGCUUUGCUCCAGAAUACGGAUAUCCAGCGUCCAUAACGAAGCCUCAUAUUCGUGGUCGUUUAGCGACGGCCGCAAGCGACUGCUACGCUUACCCCGAUUCAGUGAAGUGUGUGUGAUCGGUUCAAAAGUGUAGUGAGUUCGCUUUCCAGACAUGUGUGAAAAAACUAUUUAUGACCCCCCACUUAAAUUAUUAUUAUUGAUUGAAAAAAAAAUCCUCUAUUUUCAUAUGGGCUUGUGUUUAGUGAACCUCAGCGGUGGACGCGAGUGAGUGUGAGUGAUACUGAGGCGUAAUGCAAUAUGUUAAGUGAGAACACCGGUUGAGCCUUAAUAAUUAUAUACUGUGUAUAUACUAGGGUAGGAAGUUGGACAUUUAAACGCGCUGUGAAUAAAGGUGACAAGGAUUGUGUUAAAUAUAUUAUUGUAUUACUCUCAAAUAUUAGGUUUUAUUUUUUAUUUGUGCAAAUGAUACGUAGGUGGUUUUUUUGUCUGUGUUAUAUGUUAACACCGCUCUGACUCAUUCGAUUAUUCGUUCUGAAAUGUCUUAUUAGCAUCAGCACAACCUAAUAUUAGUUUGUUAACUUAUUACAUUAUGUAUUGUGAGAUCAUGUAACUAAGAUAUUGGAGCAAUGUAUGUUGAGCCUCAUUAUAUUAAAAAUAUAUUUUGUAACAAAUUUAUCUGUUCUUAUUCUAUAUUUUAUUUCAUCAUGAUAAUUGUAUCUAUUAUAAUUUAUAUAACAUUUCAUAUGUUUUUAGUUUUAGUUUUGUGAAAAAAACCUUUCGUCUUAUACUGUUUUUUGAUAACUCUUUCUUACUAAAUGAGAACAUAAACUUAUAUGUACUGUUCAACAGACCUACUCUUGGACUUCUGACAGAAUAAUUUUAAUUAAUAUUCGAAAUAAAAGACAUUUGAGCUUGCCUCCAUAUUUGCCUAUUUUAAUAUAGUAUUCACAUUUAGUAAAUUUCUAAGACUACUGCCAAUUUAUAUGACACCAUACAUUAAUCAAUAUAAUCCGAACAUCAUUGCAAAAUUUAAAAAAAAAAUCAAAAUUCUCUAGUCAGGUUGGAUAACGCAUUUAUAAUUUAUUUUAAAACAAUUCACAGAUCAUAAUGGUUUGUUUGUGACCUAUCGUAUCAUUUGCGUGAAAAUAGACAAUUACUAUUAUGUAUAGUUGUAUAGCGUUAAUUAAUAGUUUGAAUAUCACUGGAGCAUAUUUUUCCAUUGUUGUAAGUAAGACAUCAUCAUACAUAACUCAUGAAUAUUUAUAUGUAACAGAACACUAAAACUACCAAAAAAAACUACAUAAUAACAUUUUCACAUUGAAGGGAAACAUCAUUUUCAGAAGUAAAUUUUUAUUGAAUAAAAUGUCAUCACAAUUUACAUGUCAUUUUUGUAAAGCUAGCCUUAAUGCAGAACUACAUUGGUCCUUAAUAAGUAUAUGUAGCUUUAUUACGCAUACAUAAUAUUACAAUUAAAACAGACCACUUAAUAUUAUAAUGAUCUUAAUAUUGACAUUGUACCAAACUUAUAAUUGUGGUACAUUGGACAAUCAUAAAAAAAUGAUUGAAAAUGUCCUAACAAAGGUAUAGUUGUUUUAAUAAUAAUUAUAACACUGCACGGCACUGGCCCUGUACAUAAUACAAUCCACAUGAAGUAACCACAUGAGGAGUUCCGAUUUUAUAUUUCGUAAAGCUCAUGGUUGAAAAUUGUACGUUUAAAAUACAUAUUAUAUAUCUAUUGUUGAGAAUUACUAGUAUUUUAUUUUGGUCCACGGAUAGAUUACGGUCCAAUGUUAACUUUAGAUGUUGUACAGAAAAAUAAAAUAAUGCUUUGUUAAGGCGAUGCUUUUUAUACGAUAGAUAAUGCUCAUGUUGAUAUUAUUUAAAAGUCAUCGUCUUAGCAGAGAAAUUUGAAUGUUAUAAAUACUGCUAGUACUAUUUUACUAUUUGGAAGUUUCAUCACUGUUUCUUUAUUUUUCAUCGGUUUUCAUCAUUUGUGGUGUAUUGCUCACAAGUUUUGAACAAAUUGUAGGCCUUUAUAGCCCGGAUGUUUAGUUUCUUCCAAAGAUAGUGUGUUAAUAUACAAUAUUAUAAUUUUUUUUUAGUUUUAUGCUCGGCACGCUAUGUCGCUCGCUACGUGCCGGAGGUAUGAAUUGUCUAAUAAACAUAUCCUUAUCUCCUGAACUUGUUUUUUUUUUAUAUUAAUUUUUAAUACUAAACAUAUUCCCCAUGUAUACUGCGUUAUAGCGCAUCCACACAUGCCUGGCGGCCGGAACGCGCGGCUUUAAUUGGCGAUGCCGUGGCUUUUAUUUACGGUGGCAAUUGGCUUGGGUUUAUUUUUGUAAAUAAUAACGUAUAACAUAAAUGCAAAACAUGCAAUGAUAAUUAUUAAAAUCCUACAUAUUUCAAUCCUACGUAUACCGCUUACUUUGAUAUGAGUCGAAACACUGCUGAGAAAAUUGCAACUACAGGCUAGCGGCAAGGCAUGCUAAAAGCCGGCGGCAUGUGUGUAUGCACCUUAACAAUGUCACAAGUUCUUUAAUAAUUAAUAACUUAAUACAUUCCUUUGAUUUCAUAACCACAAAUGAAUAUUAUUUAAUACAAAAAACAAACUAUACAAAGCUACUCUAAGAAAACAUUUGAGACUUAUUAAAAUAGGUAUAUAUAGUUAUCGAUUUAAUUUAAUAAUUAUUGAUGUGCUUGAAAUACAUAAACACAACUCGCAAAUUUAAAUAAGGUUUUGUUUUCAAUAAUGUAUUUAAAAUGUUAAGGUGCUUCACCGGCUUGUAAUGUAACCUUUUAAAUUCGAGCAUUACGUUACAAUACUGCCUCCCUGACAAACAAGAAUUCGCCUGUAAUGUAACAUUUUGAUUCCAUUUUGAGCGAGCGAGCGAUUGUAUCAUUACACGUUGCACACUACACUCGGUUCUCCUCUAUCACUGGUGUAAUGCUCAAAACUGUAACGUUACAUCACAGACUAAUGCUCCCAGUGAGCGAGCACCUUUAUACAAAUAACUUCAAAGAAUAAUUUAUUCUUUGGUGUACAUUUAUAAUAUGAUAUUAAUAUUUAUACAUAUUAUCAUUACUGUUUAAAUACAAGUUGCCAAAAAGGCUCUCUCGCGUGCUACUUAUAACAAUAUUUCAAUUGGUAGACUAUUUUAACCGUCCGAUUUAAUGGCAGGUUCCCUUCUUUUGUUGUGUUUAGAUGCUCCUUUGGUACGUUUCCACUUCAUUCUUCGAUUUUGGAACCACACUUUUACCUUUCAACAAAAGAAUACUUCUUGGGUUAACAAUGCGUGAGAGCUACGAACUAUACUUGAGUCGCUCGAAGGACCACAAAAAUUUUCAUGGUACAGUCGCCAUCAGAUAUAUCUGAGCAUACAAGGUGACCAAAUACAUCUGAACAGUUAAAAUGUCAUUAAGUUCUAUACGCUACAAGUGACCAUAAAUAUCUGAACAUUCAUUACUUCAAUAAUAUCUGAGCAGAUGCCUGUCAAUAAUAUCUGAACAUACAACUUUUCAAAAAUAUCUGAACACGUCAAUGAUUAUGUAUCUACGCAGAUCAUGCACUGGGCUUACAUAUUUUGUUACUGCGUGAUUGAAAGGAUGAACUAAAAACAAAGGCUAAAUAUAAGGAAUAAAUACGAUGAGAAGGGAAUAAAAAUCUAUCAGAAAAUCAUUCGUGUAGGUCACCACGAGUAGUAGAAAUGGAAGAUGCCUAAUUUUUUCUCUAUUUAUUUUUUAUAAUUAACGAGAAGUUGUUUUUAUUUUAUUCUAUAGAUUAAAUUCUCAAUAUCUCCUUAGAAAUUUAUUUAAAAAUAAGACAACUGCGUUUUUUAACCGCAAUAGAAAUAAGUAAUAAUUUGGAGGAAACAUUUGUCCCACUAUUUCCAUUGCAGUGGAAAAUGGAAUUCUGUACUUGUCAUGCUCAAACUGGGCGCCAUCCUUACAAAAAAUUUAUUUACUGUCUGAGUGGAUGUGUUUGUUUGGUUUGGGUAUGUAUUAUUUAUAAAAGUGAAAAUUAAUAAAAAACAAUUUUAAUUCUUAUAAAUUUUUAUUGAGUUAAAUAAUCAAAAAAUGUAAACGUAUUAACUUGGUACCUACCUCAGUAGAUGCUUAAGCUUAAGUAUUUAUUAUUAUAAUAAAAUUAUAAUCGAGAUCGAAAUAAAAAAAAAGCAACUUCUGAUACAAUGAGUUUAAAAUUAAAUAGUAACAAAAUGUUUUAUUCUUAUCAAAUUAAAACUUAUCAGGCAAUUAGUAAGGAUCUUGAAAUUAGUGUAUUAUUAUUAGCUUAAUAAUUUCCCAAUAUUAUCAAUGCCCGUUUAGACGGGAAUUUCUAACAGACGUAGACGGCCGUAACGUAUAUUGUCGACUUUUCAACAAAAACGCAGACCAACUAGUUAUUUUGCUCACCAUUUUUAGUUCCAUAGCUCCAUAGCCAAAUGGCAAAAAAACGAUAUUCAUGCAAAAAUAGAAAAAAAAACGUAUGGACUUAGAAUUUUUUUUUAUCAAAUCUUUACGUGUAAAUAAAUUUAAUAUGGGACCCAUUUCCACUAAAUGUUGUUAGAAUUCAUAAUGCAAUAAGGUCGAAAUUUUAGUUUGAUAGUGUUUUGAUGACAUAAUGUCAUAAUGAAUCGACCCUUGAAAUGAUAACCUCUUUACAAAAUACUAUUUCGUGUCAGUGUCAGUGAAGAAUGUUUUCUUUAAUGUGACAUUUUUACAAAGUAUAAUUCGGAAACAUAACAUAACAUCGGAAAUGAUCUUUUGCUGUCGCUUCAGAUGACGUAAUUGCAUGGUUGCCCCUAGAAACGUAAAGUUGUCAAUGGUAAACAUUAUGACAUUGACGUUGCAUUAAAAUAUUAGCUUUAUACAGCUUGCAGCAGAUUGCUACACGAUAUUCAAAGGUGGGGCCUAGAUUAUAGCUCGUGUCUGUACAUUACCAUGCAAUCUUCUAGCAACAGUUGAUUUGAACGAGAUCAAGUAAUUUGUUUUUUUA
This is a messenger RNA of Chilo suppressalis (striped riceborer), 12191 nucleotides long. NCBI's taxonomy places the organism in Eukaryota, Metazoa, Arthropoda, Insecta, Lepidoptera, Crambidae. The record is from the annotation of a GenBank genome assembly.